This is a messenger RNA of Caenorhabditis remanei, 6258 nucleotides long. RefSeq lists its product as uncharacterized. NCBI's taxonomy places the organism in Eukaryota, Metazoa, Nematoda, Chromadorea, Rhabditida, Rhabditidae. The record is from RefSeq and is a predicted model, not a curated record. The coding region runs from base 1 to 6258 and encodes 2085 amino acids. The transcript is spliced from 5 exons.
AUGCGCUUGGGCAUUUUCCUGCUGGCUCUUGCCGGCUGUUGUAGUUUCGUUAGUGCUACCCACAACUGCUUAGUCGGAAAUCUAGUUGUAUCGGAAAAUGUUAUCACGUCGAAGUCUGUUGAACUGAGAGAAUGCGAAGGAUUGUGCAGAAAGCAAACGGUCUCUUCUCCAAAUCAUGGAGGACUCGUUCUGUUGACAUGUGAAGAGAAUAAGGUCAUGACAUUCAUCAACCAAGGACAGGAAUGCUCCGGCAGUGAGCUUGAGACAUCGUGCUUCUGUGAGGGAGACGAAUGUAACAAGGUCGACUUGAAGGAGAACAUCCCAUCUCCAAUCUCCGUCCCAACAGCUCCAAACAACAUCCUCUGUUACGUUGGUUUCUGGGCAAACAACACAUCACCAGCAUUCGGAACUGGAGACACUGUCACUUGCUCUCCAGGAAACGUCUGUACCAAGGUGAUCGGAGUCUACCAAGGAUUUGAUGUUGGUGUCUUUGCCUGUAUGCCACAAGCACUCUGUGACGCACUCAUCCCCAAUAUUGCACCGAAUUCCCAACAAUGUACCAAUCUCCCAGGAACCAACAUCCAAGGAUGUUGUUGUUACAAGCAAGAUUGUACAGAAUACUCUCCAAUACAACCCCCACCAACCCCAUCUCCAUGGAACAAGAAUAACCAAACUUGCUACCAAGGAAUUGCCAUUAACGGAGUUGUCAUGUACGGAGGAGCCUUCUCUCAAUGCUCUGGAGAAUGUGGAUCCGCCCGUAUUCGUACCACCUACAACGGAGCUACUGUCUGGGGAGAAGUCUUUGUCUGUGACCCAGUCAACGUCUUCACCGGAUUAAAUCUUGACAACGAAUGCAAGAACAUUGAUACCAGCAACAUCAAUGGAGUUCCAACUGCCUUCAUCACUGGAUGUGCCUGUAACAGCGUCGACAAGUGUAUCGACCCCACUGUCGUUCCACCAGUGUACCCAAUCAAACAACUCAGAUGCGCUGUCGGUCUCUACAACGGAUCCACAUGGCUCGGAGCUGAGAUGAACUGCCAAGGACGUUGCGGACGUCUGAAGUUCAACGCCAACGGACAACAGGUUUCUUACUUCACAUGCAUGCCAUACGAUGUCUGCGCCGGAUUCGGACUUGCCUCUACCGAGGGACAAACCUACAAUCCACCACAAGACGAUGAGCUUGAGGUCUACUGUUGCUCUGCUUACAACAACUGCAACGUCAACAACCCAGAUAUCCUCGGACGUGUCAACAAUACUGCUGUCUCCACCGCCAAAUAUCCAGUUCUCUGCUACGGAGGAAUCUGGGUAAACGGAGUUCCAAUCACCAACUCUGCCUACGGACUCUGCCAAGGAGAAUGUGCUUCUGCUAGCUUCACCACCACAUUCGCCAACCAAGUUCACAAUGCCACCAUCUACACUUGUGAUCCAGUCACCAUGUGCCAACAAGCCGGAAUCUCCAACUCUUGCGGAAGUGUUCUCGGAGGAGUCAAUGCUUGCUGCUGCGACAAUGAUCUCUGUAUCGAUCCAAACAGAGGAGGACAACGCCCACAACUUCGUUGCUAUUCUGGAAUCUCAAUCCCACAAGACAGCUACAACGCUGGAGGAGACCAACUCUGUGACGGAUGGUGCGGAUCCUUGAACUCUUUUGUCAACGGAAAGAACGCUACUGUCUACUAUUGCGCCCCAGUUGGAAUGUGCCGUUACUUUGGACUCGGAUUCGGAGGAACUUACGGAAACUGCGCUCAAAUCCCAGGAGCCGAUCCACCAGUCAACGGAUGUUGCUGCUCUGACUCUGAUAACUGCUUGGCUCCAGCUAAUGUCAACGUCACCGCUAUCCCAGCUCGUCGUGAUCCAAGAAUCGUCUGCUACGAAGGAAUUCACCUCAACGGACAGAACAUCAGCCAGCCUUACUACCGCAUGUGUGAUGGAGAAUGCGUGUCAGUUUCUCUCGGAGGAACCGUCAACAACAUGUCUCACUACGCCACCCUCUACACCUGUGACCCAAGCAGCGCCUGCGCUUCCAUGGGACUUCGUAACAACUGCACAACCAUCGACAACUCUUUGACCGCUUGCUGCUGUGACUCCAACGAAUGUAUCGACCCAACCUACAACCGUGUUCCAGGAAAGCAACUCAAGUGUUACGUUGGAAUCAACACCCAAAUGGGAGGACUUAACAUUGGAGCUGAAGUCAUCUGUGACGGAUACUGUGCCUCAGUUGCCUCAAUCGUCGGAUCUGACUACGUCACCGCCUUCCACUGUGCUCCAAGAUCAAUGUGCCGUUCUCUUGGACUUGACAACUCGAAUAACACUAUCAAUUUGGACAGAGCCAUCACCGCAUCAUGUUGCGAUGUCUUCGACAACUGUAACUUGGUUGGAUCUGGAGUCAACGUCACCAACAUUCCACCAGUCGCUCCAAACGAGAGUCCACGUGCCUGCUACUCUGGAAUCUUCGUCGGAACCACCCAAAUCUCUGACGGUGGAUGGGCUGCUUGCAAGGGAGACUGUGUUGCUAUCAACUUGAAUACCACCUACAACAACGCCUCGACCAGUGCUUCCCUCUACACUUGUGAUCCAUCUUACCUCUGCAGAGCCCUCAACUCCACCAACAGAUGUCACCAACAAGAACAAGGAGUUGAAACUUGCUGCUGCGAUAGCGAUGCUUGUCUUGAUCCAACUGUCAACCCACCACGCAAGCCAUACGGAGAUGGAAACCUCUGCUACGUCGGAGCCUACUCUUAUAAUACUACCGGAGCCACCAUCUUCAACGCCGGAGGAGAACAAUACUGUCAAGGAAACUGCGCCGCCGUCACCUCCAACCUCGGUAGCGCCAACGUUACCGUCUACGCAUGUGUCCCAACAUACGUCUGCAACAGCUUGUACGUCUACGACUCCUGCCAAUCCAUCUGGUACGACAGAACCAUCACCGGAUGUUGCUGUACCAACGGACCAAACUGCAACUUGAACAUGAUCACUCCAAGACCACCACCAAUCACCACUCCAGGAAGAAGACGUCCACGUAUGGAGUACCCAAUCACUUGCCCAGCUGGACUCAUCGUCGAUGGAUACAACCAGACCCCAAUGGAGUUCACUGUUUGCGACGGAGAAUGUGCUUCAGUCAGCAUCAACGCCACCAUCAACGGACAACUGCACACCGCUUCCUUCUACACUUGCGAUCCAUCAUCUGUCUGCUACCAACUCGGAGUCCACAACAACUGUGCUUCCCCAGAAGCCGGAGUCACCGCUUGCUGUUGCGACAGUGAUGCUUGUCUCGAUCCAAACAGAGGAAAGGUUGUCCCAACUCCACCACUCAAGUGCUAUGUCGGACUUUACUCCACCAGCGUUCCAAGCCUUCAAACUGGAGCCGAACAACUCUGCGACGGAAAGUGUGCUUCAGUCAACGCUCGUGUUGCCAACGACAACGUCACCCUCUUCGCUUGUGUUCCACACACUCUCUGCCGUUCCCUCGAACUCUACGAUACCUGUGCUCGCAUGGAACCAUAUUACCCAGAGUUCAGAGCCUGCUGCUGUGACAAUGCUGACAACUGCAACGUCGCUUUGACUCAUCUCAAUGGCGUUAUCAACACCACCAUCCCCCUCACUCCACUCAACGACGCUCCAAUCUCCUGCUACUCCGGACUUUUCAUCAACGGAUCUGCUUACAGCUCAGCCGGAUGGCAAACUUGCCAAGGAGAGUGUGUCUCAGUGUCCCUCACUUCCCAAUUCAAUGGAAUGGUUGGAACUGCUGCUCUCUACACCUGCGAUCCAUCCCGUGUCUGCAGAAACUUGAAGAUGAACAACAAGUGUACCACUCUUGAGAACGGAGUCACUGGAUGUUGCUGUAACACCAAUGCUUGCAUUGAUCCAACUGUCUACCCAGCUCGUACUCCAGGAAACCAACUCAUGUGCUACGCUGGUCUCAGCUCCACCUUCCAAGUCAACGGAAGCGCCAUUCAAGUCGGAGCCCAAGUCGCUUGUAACGGACAAUGCUCAUCCCUCUCCGGAAUUGUCAACGGAUACACCGUCAACACCUACCACUGUGUUCCAAACUCCAUCUGUAACUCUCUCGAGCUGUACGACAACUGCAAAACAGUCUGGAAUGACAACCAAGUCAAUGCUUGCUGCUGUAACAAUGCCAACAACUGUAACAUUGCCAACACCACAAUCACUCCACCACCACCACCAACCACUGUUGACUACGCCAUCGCUUGCUAUACCGGACUCUACGUCAAUGGAGUUCCUUCCACCCCAAUCACCCUCGGAGCUUGCCAAGGACAAUGUGCUUCCAUCUCGUUGAACACCACCAUUGCCGGAGUUCCCAACACCGCCGUCCUCUACGGUUGUGACCCAACAGCUGUCUGCCAACAACUCAACAUGAACAACUGGUGUGCCACCCCAGAACCAGGAGUCACCGGAUGCUGCUGUAACACCGAUCUCUGUCUUGAUCCAACCAAGAACAAGACCGUUCCAUCUGGAUUCCGUAAAUGCUUCGCUGGAAUCUACGCUCAAGGAAAGGCCACCGGAUCCGAGAUUGCCUGCCCAGGAAAGUGCGCUUCUGUCGGAGCAACUGUCAAUGGAGACCCAGUGAACAUCUUCGGAUGUGUCCCAACUCAAUUCUGCCGUCAGCUUGAACUCUACGACGAGUGUAACUCCAUCCCCCUCGAUCUUAACGUUACCGGAUGCUGCUGUGACAACUACAACAACUGUAACGUCGAUUUGGCUGGACUCACUGGAAAGAUCAACACCUCGAUGCCAGUCACCAAUCUCCGUGACUAUCCAAUCACUUGCUUCUCUGGACUCUUUGUCAACAACCAACCUGUGUCUGUAGCCGGAUGGCAAGCUUGUCAAGGAGAGUGUGCUUCGGCUACUCUCACCACCAUGUACAAUGGAGCUAUGACCAACGCCACCAUCUACACUUGUGAUCCAGUCAGUACCUGCUGGCAACUCGGAAUGAACAACAACUGCACAACUGUUGAGCCAGGACUCUCCGGAUGCUGCUGUGCUACUGAUGCUUGCCUCGACCCAACUGUCAACCCACCACGUACUCCACAAAACCCACUUAAGUGCUACGUUGGACUUCAAUCCACCUUUAACUCUUUGAGCCUUGGAGCCGAGACCUACUGUACCGGACAAUGCGCUUCUUUGUCUGGAAUCGUCGGAGGAUACAAUGUUACUACCUACCAUUGCGUUGCUGAUAAUAUCUGCAAGACUCUCGAGCUCAAGGAUAGAUGCACUAAACUUUGGAACGACAGAGAGUUGACUGCUUGCUGCUGUAACAACGCCGAUAACUGCAAUCUUAAGGACCCAAGUGUUACUCCAGGACCACCAGUUCUUCCAGACUUCCCAACUGCCUGCUACCAAGGACUCAUUGUCAACGGAAACCCAUACACUCCACUCACCCUUCAAGGAUGUUACGGAGACUGCGCUACAAUUACCAUCUCAACCAACAUCUCGCAACAGAGCCAUACCGCCACCUUGUACACCUGUGACCCAACUUCUGUCUGCCAACAACUCAACAUGUCCAACGCUUGUCACACAAUUGAACCAGGAGUUUCCGGAUGUUGCUGCGACACCGAUGGAUGCCUCAACCCAUACACCAACACUUGGCCAGGACCACUCAACUGCUACGUCGGAGUGUACACUUCUGACGGAAAGGUCAAUGCUGGAGCCACUGUUCCAUGCGACGGAUAUUGCGGAUCUCUCGAGACCACUGUUAACAAAGUUCUCUACAAGUCAUACCACUGCGUUCCAAAGCCAAUUUGCAAGUCCCUUGGAUUGAACAACCAAAGAAAGAGCAUCUCCACCGAUAAGGACAUCACCGGAUACUGUUGUACCACUGGAUCCAACUGCCACGUCACCGAAUCAGCUGUUAACGUCACAAACGUUGUUGCUCCACCAACCGGAAACCCGAACCCAAUCGCUUGCCGUUCUUCCAUCUAUCUCAACGGAGCUGCAGUGACCGCUGACACCUUCUCCGCUUGUUACGGACAGUGUGCUACCGUCUCCUACUCUGCUCAAUACAAUGGAACCGGAAAUGUUCUCACUCUCUACACCUGUGACCCAACCGCUGUUUGCAGUGCUUUGAGCCUGUCCGAUUCGUGCGCCUCUAUCGACGGAGGCCUCUCCGGAUGUUGUUGUAACACUGACAACUGUGUCGGACCAAACGUGUCGCCAACUCCACCAGGUGGAUCAGGAUCUUCCAUCACUUUCUCAAUCCUUGCUCUCUUCGCUGCUGUAUAUAUCGCUUUGACCAGACAUUAA